AUGUGUGUAUCUAAAUCAAUGAUGAGGGUAUCGGAACCAAUACUGGACAUGGAGAUGGCAAAUUACAGUGAAGUUUUGGACCCAACUUAUACAACUUUGGAGUUUGAAACUAUGCAGAUUCUGUAUAAUUCAAAUGAUAGUUCUGUCCCAGAGACAACAAGUAUGAAUACCACAGAUAACGGUGUCAACUGUCUAUGUGCUAUAUGUGGGGACAGAGCGACAGGAAAGCACUAUGGCGCCUCCAGCUGUGAUGGGUGCAAGGGCUUCUUCAGACGCAGCAUCCGCAAGAGUCACGUUUAUUCCUGCAGGUUCAGUCGGCAAUGUGUUGUUGACAAAGACAAAAGGAAUCAAUGUAGAUACUGUCGAUUAAGAAAGUGCUUUAGAGCAGGAAUGAAAAAAGAAGCUGUGCAAAACGAACGUGAUAGAAUAAGCACGAGAAGAAGCACAUUUGAUGGCAGCAACAUCCCCUCCAUUAACACACUGGCACAAGCAGAAGUUCGGUCUCGCCAGAUCUCAGUCUCAAGCCCUGGUGCGAGCACUGACAUAAAUAUUAAGAAAAUUGCCAGUAUUGGUGAUGUCUGUGAAUCCAUGAAACAGCAGCUCUUAGUCUUGGUGGAAUGGGCUAAAUAUAUUCCUGCCUUUUGUGAGUUACCACUGGAUGAUCAGGUGGCACUGUUGAGAGCUCACGCAGGGGAACAUUUACUGCUUGGAGCUACAAAGAGAUCCAUGGUGUAUAAAGAUAUUUUGCUUUUGGGAAACAAUUACAUUAUUCACCGCAACAGCUGUGAAGUUGAGAUUAGCCGUGUGGCCAACCGGGUUCUAGAUGAGCUGGUCCGACCCUUUCAAGAAAUUCAGAUCGAUGACAAUGAAUAUGCUUGUUUGAAGGCAAUUGUAUUUUUUGAUCCAGACGCAAAGGGGCUAAGUGAUCCAGUAAAGAUUAAGAACAUGCGGUUCCAAGUGCAGCUGAGUUUGGAGGACUACAUCAACGACCGGCAGUACGACUCCCGGGGCAGGUUUGGGGAGCUUCUCUUGCUCCUGCCCACGCUGCAGAGCAUCACCUGGCAAAUGAUUGAGCAAAUACAAUUCGUUAAACUUUUUGGGAUGGUUAAAAUCGACAACUUACUUCAGGAGAUGCUACUGGGUGGUGCUUCCAGUGAGGCUAACCAUCUCCAUCAUCCAAUGCACCCACAUUUAUCUCAAGAUCCAUUAACUGGACAAACUAUACUUUUGGGUCCAAUGUCAACACUGGUUCAUACAGACCAGAUCUCAACUCCAGAAACCCCACUUCCUUCCCCACCUCAAGGCUCUGGACAAGAACCGUACAAAAUAGUUGCAAAUCAAGCUUCAGUCAUUUCACACCAGCCUCUCUCCAAACAGAAGCAAUUGUGA
This is a messenger RNA of Eubalaena glacialis (North Atlantic right whale), 1389 nucleotides long. RefSeq names its product hepatocyte nuclear factor 4 gamma (gene HNF4G). The transcript has 10 exons. Lineage: Eukaryota; Metazoa; Chordata; Mammalia; Artiodactyla; Balaenidae. The coding region runs from base 1 to 1389 and encodes 462 amino acids. Gene Ontology annotation, cellular component: nucleus. The record is from RefSeq and is a predicted model, not a curated record. Gene Ontology annotation, biological process: cell differentiation; anatomical structure development; regulation of transcription by RNA polymerase II. Gene Ontology annotation, molecular function: RNA polymerase II cis-regulatory region sequence-specific DNA binding; nuclear receptor activity; zinc ion binding.